UUUUAAAUGAAUGGCGGUGUUUCCUGCCCGGUACACCUGUCCGUGCAUGUUUGGCGUGCUGAUAUUGAUUUUACGCUGACGAUAAUGUAAACAAACAAUAGAGAUCACUGCCUGACGUUAUGGUGGAAUAAUUUAAAUCGAAGAAAAUGGGAUUCCUUAGAUUCUUCCCAAUAUUGUUGAUUCUUCAGAAUUUCUGUGAGGUAUCAGGUAACUUGGCCGCAUGUGACAGCUAUGCAGAUAUUUGCUCCGCGGCAAACUCCACGCCACUCCAUGAAAACUAUUACAGAUCAAAAAACUGUAUAUAUAAUUCUACCACUAACCUCUGUGACCGACAUUUGGACCAGAAAUGGUACAGGUCGAAUGUGGACAUCUUAACGAGCUGUCCGGAGUCACUAGAAUGCGGCACUCCAUUUCCCUUAUGGCUAAAUGGUUCUCUCCCUACUGAGUCAGAAGGAUCAGUGACGAGAUCUGUUUGCAAGAGGGGGGUAGGACCUCAGGGGUGCUGUGUAAAGACAUACGACAUCAAAAUGAAGAACUGCAGCACUUUCUUGGCUUAUUGUCUAACACCACCAGCGGAAUGUUCGGAGAGAUACUGCUUUGGUUCAAAUGAAACGUGCGAAGUGCCAGCCCCAACGAUGGAAACCACGGCAGAGUCCACGGGCGAAGAUGACGAAGGAACAAUAGUAUUUGUAGCUAUUUCCUUCACCCUGAUUGGUGUCAUAUUAAUUAUUGCAUUUGGACUGAAGUAUUUUACACUGAAGAAAUUACCUUUCUCAAUUUCAAAGGGGCCCAACGAACAGAAUAAACCACAAACUACACCCCGUUGAGACGAUUAAUCAAAUGUGACACAAAAAAGUUAAAAUGAAGAUAUUAUUUAUACAGAGAGAGAGAGAGAGAGAGAGAGAGAGAGAGAGAGAGAGAUUGAGAGAGAGAGAGAUUAGUUUUUUGAUAGUUUUUAUACAGUUUACCUGUUAUCUGAUCUGUGAUUGAGACAUUCAUAUAAUGAUUUUACCAUAAAACAUGUUGUCUAUGUGAUUUUGAUAUGGUGAAAUUUAUAUAAUAUAAUUAUGCAUUAUC
Messenger RNA from Ostrea edulis (European flat oyster), 1077 nucleotides. RefSeq names its product oncoprotein-induced transcript 3 protein-like. The transcript has 8 exons. The coding region runs from base 147 to 827 and encodes 226 amino acids. Lineage: Eukaryota; Metazoa; Mollusca; Bivalvia; Ostreida; Ostreidae. The record is from RefSeq and is a predicted model, not a curated record.